Molecule: messenger RNA, 1243 nt
Organism: Haplochromis burtoni (Burton's mouthbrooder)
Lineage: Eukaryota; Metazoa; Chordata; Actinopteri; Cichliformes; Cichlidae
Exons: 4
Coding region: 179-1042 (287 amino acids)
Biological process (GO): positive regulation of Rho protein signal transduction; phospholipase C-activating G protein-coupled receptor signaling pathway
Cellular component (GO): membrane
Molecular function (GO): G protein-coupled receptor activity
Source: RefSeq, a predicted model, not a curated record
UUAUAACCCACCACAAUUUCCUUUUUCUGAUUCGCGCUGAUAAAAAUAUCUUAAAUGGCAGAAUGCUGAACUAACUAUUGAGUUGGAAGCUGCGCUGAAGAAAGCAGAUCCUUUGGCAAAGAGAAGAGAGUGGGUAGAGCUUUUAUAGCGGAUCCAUCAUACAGACAGUCAGCUGGAGAUGGAUAUGCUUCAUAUAAUGUGCCUGAUAAGCGUCUGUUUCUGCCUUCCUUUAACCAUGGCAGUGAGCUGUUGGGUGUUUUUUGUGGUACGAAGGGAGCAGGUCCCCAUCACCUACUACACAAACCUCCUUAUCUCCAAUCUGAUCCAGUUCAGCGCGUUGAUCUUCUUCUUGAUUUUCCACUCAAACCAUGCUCUCUAUCGUUAUAUUUUUGAGGGAAUUUUUUUCUGUGCCGUGUUUGCUAAUCUUGACUUCAAAAUGUGCAUUGCUACUGAAAGGUGUUUGGUCAUCACCCGUCCACAGUGGAACUGCAUCAGACAAACUAAAGGUUCUGUGCUGCUCUCUGUUCUGGUUUGGAUCCUGUCUAUUAUCACUGUACCUCUUGCUGUAUUCUUCUAUGUGAUUUUACUCCCUGUGUUAAUUUUUUUUGCCCUCGUUCCUUUUUUCCUGUUCAUCUUCACUUUGGUUUGGACCCUCAAAACUCUGCCUGCUGUCACUUCAGUGCCCACUGAAGAAAAACAGAAAAUUGUAGGAAUCUUAGUUCUGUUGUUAGUUAAUCAUUGUCUGAUGUUCCUUCCCCUGAUCAUCCUUUAUAUUGUAUCAAUUUCACUUUAUUUUCUCGGUUAUUUUUCUUAUUUUUCUGCCGUUCUAAUCUACAUGAAUUUAUUUCUGUUCAAUCCUUUCAUGGAUGUGAUUUUGGUUUUUCUCAUAUGGAAAGACCCCAUCGACAAUCAGCUGUUGUCUCUGUGUUGUUACACUAUGGACAACACUGCUGGAGAAGUAGCUGCAGAUAAAAAGCUACAGCUACAAUGCUGCAGUGACUGUAACAGCACAGUGGUGUACACAGCACUGCAGCAGAUGUAGCUGCACAUAAUCAGACAGGUGGUUGAUUGUAGAUAAAUUAAAUGAACUACUAUUCUGCUCCUCUGUAAUUUGUAUUUCUUCACACAUACUAAGAAAGAGUAUGGUACAUGAAAGCCUGGCUCACAGUCUCUGUUCUAGUUCAUCCCAAAGGUUCUUUUAGGUUGUCAGGACUGUGUGCAGGCCUGUCUAGCUCUUUCACAC